Messenger RNA from Oenanthe melanoleuca, 2008 nucleotides. RefSeq names its product phospholipase A2-like. The coding region runs from base 1166 to 1933 and encodes 255 amino acids. The transcript is spliced from 4 exons. Gene Ontology annotation, biological process: arachidonate secretion; phospholipid metabolic process; lipid catabolic process. Gene Ontology annotation, molecular function: phospholipid binding; calcium ion binding. Lineage: Eukaryota; Metazoa; Chordata; Aves; Passeriformes; Muscicapidae. The record is from RefSeq and is a predicted model, not a curated record.
CCCAAGCUCCUCUGAGGUAGUGCAGGGCAGGGAAGAGCUGGGUGAGUGGUGUGCUCAAGUUGUCCUCCCUCCUCUCCUACUGCCAGCACAUGGCCCAUCCCUGGAGUGGUGGUAGGCAGAAAAUUUCAGGCUGGUUAUUGUAAUGAGAUUUACUCUGUCCUGCUGUCUCGUUUGCCCUGUAUCACAGGCACCCAGGAUGUACUGUAUCUUGAAAACUUGCUUGGCAAGGAGUGACAGCAGUUGCACUGGGGCAGGUCUCAGCAGAAGGGAGCCCCAUAAACAACUAGCUGAUGACCUUUGAUUUGACUACCAAUGUGUAGCAAGCAAAUAUUUAAACCCAUGCCAUUCAGAAGGGAAGCAGAGCUUUAGCAUGGGGAACUCAGGCAAGGGGUGCUGCUAUGAUAGUCCUGAGCUGUGCCUAGGAAGGGGCAAACAGCCUCUUCCCCUCUUCCACUCCAGCAGAGCAGCUUGCCCUGCCCAUCAUGCUCACACCAGGGAAGGGGCAGGUGCUCAGACCCCAACAAGUCAGGUGCUGCUGUACCAAGGAAGGCAGGAGUUUUAAAACUGUUUCAAGCCCAAAGACAAAAUACCUGUGGCCAUUCCUCCUGCCCACAUUGCCUGUGACCCCAUACAAGCAGAGGCUGUGUGACAGGGAGGCCAUCUCUGGAUCUGGCUGCCUGCUGUGGCCAGAGGCCCAGUGGGCUGGACCCAACUGCUGGUCUUCUGCCAUGGCUGGUACCCACAUACUGAUGAGUCUUCAAGAAAUCUAUUGGUGUGAGGUGCAGCAACAGACCAAGAGGGUAUUUAUUCCUCAGAGCGGUGCCGAAUUAGCUCUUUUGGUCAGUUUAUGAAUAGGUACUUGCACUUAACAGUAUUCUUUCUGUUGGAUUUUUAUAGUUUUGUCUUUUCUUUUUUAAACAUGAAAAUAAUCACUCUUAAAAUAAAAUAAUUUUUGAAAAAAAUACCCUGGGAAGUGGUCUAUAAAAGGAGAAAAUCCUUGCCAAGGGAAUGCCUCAGCAGUGAGCCCAAGCCACAGAAAGCCCGGUUGAAGGCUUCACUUUGCCACAGCUUCUCAGAGGUUAACCAGGGUCUGUAAGCAAACAGCUUAAAGAAGAAGCCCGGCUUAGUGCCUGGGUCUCGGGCUGUCCCAGAGCCUAGCAGCCUAAUGCCCUUCCAGCAGCCCCUCCCUCCCAAAGGCGAUGCUGGGCAAACAGAGCCAGCCCUCGCCCUCUCCUCCCGCAGCGAGGACGGACAGCACCCGCGCUGGGGCUCGGGGGCAUCGCAGGAGAGGGUGUUCCACUUGAGACGGGCGCACAGUCAUGUGUAUAUAAAGCCUGGGGCAGCAGCCCGGGAGGAUUGUUUAGCACAACCACACCUCGGCUCACUUGGCAGCACGGCGAGGCGCUGCCGGCACUCGAACCCCGAAGUACCCGAGCGUGGGAGCGAUCUGCCCAUGGGCCCCCGCCUGCUGCUGAUUCUGAUGCUGCUUCAGGCAGUUUGGGAAGGUGCUCUGGGAAAGUCCCAUUCACUGCACACUCGAGGAAUCAUUGAACUGGCUGGAGCCAUAACGUGUGGCACGGGACGGUCUCCCUUGGCAUAUAUUGGCUAUGGGUGCUACUGUGGACUGGGAGGACGAGGUUGGCCUAAAGAUAAAACAGACUGGUGCUGCCACAGGCACGACUGCUGCUACGACACGGCAGAGAAGGAAGGCUGCAACCCCAAGGUGCAGCGCUACCAGUGGGCGUGCGAGCAGAACACCGUGCGGUGCGAUAACCUGACAGACCGAUGUGAAAAAAUGGUGUGCCUCUGUGACCAAGAAGCAGCCAAGUGCUGGGGAGCAGCCCCAUAUAAUCCACACUUCAUCCUCUGGCCAGACUUCUUAUGUGGACAGACUCAUCCCACCUGCCAUGUCAGAUAUGGGGGGCCAGAAUAGUCUUAUUAGGACCUUUCUCCUAACAAUUUGAACCUGAAUGUAGUGGAAUAAAAUUUUUCCUCAUUUUCCAGAUCU